This is a messenger RNA of Saprolegnia diclina VS20, 1497 nucleotides long. RefSeq lists its product as hypothetical. Lineage: Eukaryota; Oomycota; Saprolegniomycetes; Saprolegniales; Saprolegniaceae. The transcript has 5 exons. Bases 1 to 1497 code for a protein of 498 amino acids. Gene Ontology annotation, molecular function: oxidoreductase activity. The record is from RefSeq and is a predicted model, not a curated record.
AUGCGUCUGCUGUAUCUGUGGCCUCUUCUCGCACUUGUGGCCUUCGUUGCGGGCCAAUCGACGGUCAAGUGCCCUAAUCCGCGUGUGCGCAAGGCCUGGAGCACGUUUUCGCAGACCGAGAAGGACACGUACAUCGACGCUGUGAGCUUGGCCAUGAAGAACGGGCUGCAUCAACGCUUCGUCGAGAUCCACAUGGACCCCCCGUCCGAGCGCGAAGCCCACGCGUGCAUGUUCAUCUACUGGCACCGCGCGUUCUUACUCGCGUACGAAAACAUGUUGCGGUCGCUCGGUACGCAGUUUGCUUGCGUGACGAUUCCAUUUUGGGACUACCCGCGGCUCGGCGCCAACUUUGCCGGCCGGCAGUGCCGCAGUAUGCUCGACUGCAGCGAUCUCCUCAAGGACUUUGGCGGCUCGCUACCCCGAGGCAGAAACGGUGCACGCACGUACGCGGUGAGCGGAGUUUCUUUCCAGUCGGACAACUGCGUCUCGUCGCGUAUGACCCAAAACUUUUGCGAGAGCACGGCGGCGUUCAACGCGAAGAAGUGCAUCGGUUGCAUGCCCCGCAACGACUGGUCGAAGGUUGCCGUCCCGCCGGAGGUGAGCCUCCUGAGCAUGUACAACAGUAUUCUGGGCAACGGAAACCCGACACUCGCUACGGCCUCGUCCGGCAUCCAAUACGGCGCACACAACAAUGUGCAUGGCUUCCUCAGCUCGGUCAUGGGCACGUUUGCGUCGCCCGCCGACCCCGUCUUCUACGCCCAUCACGCCAUGGUCGAUGCGAUGCACACCAUCUACUACGAUUGCGUCGUGCGCAAGGCGGCGAUCAAAGACCCGACGAGAGAUUCUCGGACGUGGUCGUCUUGCCGCAACUACGUUGGCAAGACAAUCUCGCCCUCGGACGACAUCAUGAUGCAAGUUUCGGGGAAAAACGGGCGAAUGACAUCGGUGUGGAAGCUUGACAACAACCCGCUCUACACCUACUUCAAGGACCUGCCGCGACAGUACAUCGGUUAUGCGGAUACGCUCCGCAUCGACAAGCACCAGUACCAGUACACGUUCGAAGGCACGACACUCGCGGGCAUGAACACCCAGUGCUACCGUUUCAAGGCGACCAGUCUCUUGCUUGCUGAGGAGAGCACGGGCUACCCAUCGCAAGCGCCCGUGUAUGGCAUGUCGGGCGACACGAAACAGUGUGUCGCGAAGCAAGCCAAUUGGAUGGCCGAAGCGACGGCACUCGCGUCAAAGAACUACAAGGAUCCGAGCGACGUCAACAACCAAGUGCAGAUGAUGCUGUGCGUCUACUACAACGAAUGCCUCGGUGGUGUCUUCGACUACUCCGACACGUUCAAGGAGAACUUCCGUGCUGUCGUCAAGCCGCCGUGCCGCCAAAUCAUUGACGAUCUGGCCCGCAACGAUUGCGUCAUUGGUGUCGAGGGCUGGGAGAAGGUGCUUUUGAAGUCGUACACGUGCAACAGCCCGUCCAGCGAUUUUGCUUAA